GGGCUGAACCGCAAAGCGGCGGCGCGCUCCGCGGCGUUUGGGAGCCGGGGGAGGGGAGCGGCAGCGGCGAGGGCUUGAGGGACCUCGCGCGCGCGCGGCCGGGGGGGCGGCCUCUGAGCGCGGCGGGCGGAGCAGCCCCGAGCGCAGGUCGGCUCAGCAUGUCGGUCAGCGUCCACGAGACCCGCAAGUCGCGGAGCAGCACGGGCUCCAUGAACAUCACGCUGUUCCACAAGGCCUCACACCCCGACUGCGUGCUGGCGCACCUCAACACGCUGCGCAAGCACCGCAUGUUCACCGACGUGACGCUCUGGGCCGGCGACCGCGCCUUCCCCUGCCACCGCGCCGUGCUGGCCGCCUCCAGCCGCUACUUCGAGGCCAUGUUCAGCCACGGCCUGCGGGAGAGCCACGACGACACGGUCAACUUCCAGGACAACCUGCACCCCGAGGUGCUGGAGCUGCUGCUGGACUUUGCCUACUCUUCGCGCAUCGUCAUCAACGAGGAGAACGCCGAGUCGCUGCUGGAGGCGGGCGACAUGCUGCAGUUCCACGACGUGCGGGACGCGGCCGCCGAGUUCCUGGAGAAGAACCUGUUCCCAUCCAACUGCCUGGGCAUGAUGCUGCUCUCCGACGCCCACCAGUGCCGCCGGCUCUACGAGUUCUCCUGGCGCAUGUGCCUGGUGCACUUCGAGGCCGUGCGCCAGAGCGACGACUUCAACAGCCUCUCCAAGGACACCCUGCUGGACCUCGUCUCCAGCGACGAGCUGGAGGCGGAGGACGAGCGCGUGGUCUUCGAGGCCGUGCUGCAGUGGGUCCGGCACGACCUGGAGCAGCGCAAGGCCCACCUGCCCGAGCUCCUCCGCGGCGUGCGGCUGGCCCUGCUGCCCUCCGACUGCCUGAAGGAGGCCGCGUCCGGCGACGCCCUGCUCAUGGCGGAUGAGCGCACGCGGCUGCUGGUGGACGAGGCGCUGCGCUGCAAGGCCCGGAUCCUGCAGAACGACGGCGUGGUCACCAGCCCCUGCGCCCGGCCGCGCCGGGCCGGCCACACGCUGCUCAUCCUCGGGGGCCAGACCUUCAUGUGCGACAAGAUCUACCAGGUGGACCACAAGGCCAAGGAGAUCAUCCCGAAGGCGGACCUGCCCAGCCCCCGCAAGGAAUUCAGCGCCUCGGCCAUCGGCUGCAAGGUGUACGUCACCGGGGGCCGCGGCUCCGAGAACGGGGUCUCCAAGGACGUGUGGGUGUACAACACCGUCCACGAGGAGUGGUCCAAGGCAGCGCCCAUGCUGAUCGCCCGUUUUGGCCACGGCUCCGCCGAGCUGGAGAACUGCCUCUACGUGGUCGGGGGCCACACGUCGCUGGCCGGCGUCUUCCCGGCCUCGCCGUCGGUCUCGCUGAAGCAGGUGGAGAAGUAUGACCCCGGGGCGAACAAGUGGACCAUGGUGGCCCCGCUGAGGGACGGCGUCAGCAACGCCGCGGUGGUGAGCGCCAAGCUGAAGCUCUUCGUGUUCGGUGGCACCAGCAUCCACCGGGACAUGGUGUCCAAGGUCCAGUGCUACGACCCGUCGGAGAACCGGUGGAGCAUCAAGGCCGAGUGCCCGCAGCCCUGGCGGUACACCGCGGCCGCCGUGCUGGGCAGCCAGAUCUUCAUCAUGGGCGGCGACACGGAGUUCACGGCCGCCUCGGCCUACCGCUUCGACUGCGAGAGCAACCAGUGGACGCGGAUCGGGGACAUGACCGCCAAGCGCAUGUCCUGCCACGCGCUGGCGUCGGGCAACAAGCUCUACGUGGUGGGGGGCUACUUCGGCACCCAGCGGUGUAAGACCCUGGACUGCUACGACCCCACGUCGGACACGUGGAAUUGCGUCACCACCGUGCCCUACUCGCUCAUCCCCACGGCCUUCGUCAGCACCUGGAAGCACCUGCCCGCCUGAGGCGCGCGGAGCCAGCCAGACGCUACGUGUUUCUCCCCGCCCCACGGCCGCGGCCCUCGCUCAUGCACGUGGCCCUGACCUUGUCUGUGGGAUGCUCCACCCGGCCCAGCGCUCUGAGCUGCCAGCAGCUGGCCCACCAGUCCUGGGAGCGGUGGCCUCGGGGGCUGCUCCGAGCUUCAGGGAAGAAGAGCCAUCUCCGCGUCCUGUGGGUCUGGCUGAGGCCUUGCCUGCUUUGCAGUGGUUUGCGGGGUGGGGGGGAGAGGACCUUCCUGGGGGCGUGGACGGACACCAGGACUCCCUCGGCCUGGAGGAGAAAGACACGUCUGCCAAGCCUUGAGGGCAUUCUGGACUGGGGCAGGAGGGCAGCACAGUCUUGGGCUCCAGGCUUCCCUGGUGACAUUGUAAAGCCUCCCCACACAGGACGCCCCUGGGAAUGGGUGCAUCGGGGCUGAGACUGGAUUGUGCUGUGGAGAAAGUCCUAAGGGAGAGAACCGUUUAGUGACAGCCACCAGGCUUUCUCAACAAAUGACCUCCAGGCCACCAGUGUUAAAUAGGCUCCCGAGAGUUGGGCCUCACCCCCAGCGACCUCACCAUCUUCCAGUCAGACCAGCCAUGCCCUGGGUGCAGACACAGGUGUGCAGAGGCCCCGGGUGGCACGUGCCCAUGGGGCUGCCCAUUACCUCCCCUCAGAGCCCAGCCCAAGAGGCAGUGAUGACCCCAUUUCCUGCCAGGAGCACACUGCCCCCAGAGAGGGACCCUACCUGCCCAGAUCAGGAGCAGAUGUGAGCAGGGGACUCCAGGGUGCCCACGACAGACCCCACCAAGGGCUGGACUCAGCUUGGAGGAUGACACAGCCCCGUGAUGCUGGCCUCUCAACCUUCCAGCUGGUGAUGGGGUCUGGCUCAUGUGUCCCCUAAGCUCAAAACAUGACAGUGGUCGCUAGAGAACUGCCAAGCGUUUGUUCAUUUUCCCACCUCCCAAGUAUUGGGCACCUCACAGGUCCAGCCGCAGCCUCGGGUUUCUGGAAAGGUCGGCUCCUAUCAGCGGCCCCCGUCACCUAGUGUUAGAGGGUGUGGCUUUGUUCCUUGCCUGCCCCGGUGCACCGUGGGGGCCAGAACGGGUGGUUUCCCAGACCGCCUGCUAUGCGGACUGUGUGGCUUGGCGCUCCCAAGUAGGCUGUAGUACUCAUGGGGCCGGUUGCUUUCCAGUUGGCCCUGCCCCCUUACAGGACACCUCUGUGCCACCUCCGGGCCUGUGGGUGUCUCCCGGGGCCCCGAGGGCAUCUUUAGGGCAGGAUUCGCCCACAGAUAUGCACCAGCCGUAGGCCAUCAGCUUCCCCUGGGGGAAAGUCAGAAGGCAUGUCUCCAGGUUCCUGGGACCCCACGGCCCCUGCCUUUGUCAGAGCUUCCUCUCAGCCACCCAGAAGCCAGGGGCCUGGUCCCAGGAGAUGGCUCAGCCCAAGAUGCCGGGGAGGAGGCAGCCCAGGUCCAGCGUCCCUACCGCCUGGAGGGGCCCCCGGCCUGUUGGAUUGCUGCGCUAAGUACAGGUCUGACAGCACAAAGGACCUCACAGUGGUGCUUUCUCCACAAGUUGUGUUGUUUUUACCCAUUUCUAACUUAAUAAAAGAGUUGAGAAAUCUUGCC
This is a messenger RNA of Capra hircus (goat), 3571 nucleotides long. It is a transcript of the gene KLHL25, whose product is annotated as kelch like family member 25. NCBI's taxonomy places the organism in Eukaryota, Metazoa, Chordata, Mammalia, Artiodactyla, Bovidae. Gene Ontology annotation, molecular function: protein binding. The transcript is spliced from 3 exons. Bases 159 to 1928 code for a protein of 589 amino acids. The record is from RefSeq and is a predicted model, not a curated record.